CAAACGCCCAGAAUAUCGCAGAGUCGAAGAGAGAGAAACACCAAGGUUUUUGUUCGAAAAUGGCGAGUUUGAGUUCAAAUGAUGAAGUUGUUUCGUUGGAGCUUCCUGCACCUGAAGGAUGGAAGAAGACGUAAAGUUUUCCAUACUAAGGCCAAAGCUUCAUGUCUGAGAAACAUUUGUUAUGACGUCUUAAAGACAGUUUCUGAAGGCUGAAACUUUAUGAGGAGGGGAAGAGUUAAAUGACACGAGUCGAGUUCUUGCCAAAGAAAGCAGGGACACCAAAGAAAAACGAGAUUGUGUUCACUGCGCCAACUGGUGAAGAGAUCACCACAAGGAAGCAGCUGGAUCAAUACCUAAAAGCACACCCUGGCGGGCCCAAAAUCUCAGAAUUCGACUGGGGAACCGGCGAAACACCGAGGAGGUCUUCAAGAAUCAUUGAGAAAGUCAAGCAAGCUCCACCACCGGUUGAAACCGAACCAGUCAAGAAAAAACCUAGACGGUCUUCUGCUUCAAAGAAGGACAAAAAAGACAAAGAACCCGAAGAAGAUGAAACCCCAGAGAAAGUGAAAGAGAAAGAGAAAGAUAUUGAAAUGCAGGAAGCAGAAAAACCUGAUGAUGACAAACAAAAAGAAGAUGAAACCCCAGAGAAAGAGAAAGAUGUUGAAAUGCAGGAAGCAGAAAAACCUGAUGAUGACAAACAAAAAGAAGAGGCUUCGGAAAAAACUACAACGGAAGACAGCGAGAAGCAAGACAAGGACACAAAUGUCCCUCUGGAAGGUGAAGAAAAGGACGAAAAUGCCCUCAAGGAAACUGAAGGAAAAGCCGAGAAAGAUGAAACUCCUGUUGAAGGCGUGUGUGAAAUUCCAAAUAUGCCCCCACCAGAGGAGGAAGCUAAGCCUGUGAAUGAGGUUGCUAAUGUCAAUGAAGCCAAUGAGAACAACAAAGGAGAAACCCCAGUGGAAGAAACUAAGCCUGUGAAUGAGGUUGCUGAUGUCAAUGAAGCCAAUGAGUACAACAAAGGAGAAACCCCAGUGGAAGAAACUAAGCCUGUCAAUGAGGUUGCUGAUGUCAAUGAAGCUAACGAGAACAACAAAGGAGAAGUUCCGGCUGCACAAGAUCAAUACAAGAGCGAGAAUGAUGGUGCCAAUGUUACUGCAGAGACUGAUAUCGGUAUUUUCACCACCACUGCUGCUGCUGCUGCUCCUGAUGCGGAAGGGCAAAGGGGUCAUCUGACUGAUGAGGAUAAAGAGAGAGAAGCGAACAAGAAUGAAGGAGGGGAAGCGGCGUUCGAGAAUGGCUGUCGUGUGGAGUCCCAACCAUGGUAAAGAUAGGGUAACAGGCGGUGGUGGUACUUUUCUAUCACUGGCAGCUUGACAUGUAGAAUCAGUCGGACUGUAUGCUGUUAAUGUUUCUACAGUUGAUACAAGAACAUAUCGUGUACUUAUAAUGUUUGCAUAGUGUUGGGGGUCGUCAUGGUAGGCGACUUCUUGUGUUGUGUUUACAUCUAUCAUAGGAUUGUGUCCGUUUGUUGUUUCAUUCUAGGGGAAUUGUAGGUUGCAGAUAUCAUAAUACUUGUAACUUUAUGUAAUAAGUAAUCCUUCACUUUCCCAUCUUUUUUUUCCACUA
This is a messenger RNA of Helianthus annuus (common sunflower), 1626 nucleotides long. RefSeq names its product methyl-CpG-binding domain-containing protein 11. The transcript has 4 exons. Gene Ontology annotation, molecular function: DNA binding. The record is from RefSeq and is a predicted model, not a curated record. NCBI's taxonomy places the organism in Eukaryota, Viridiplantae, Streptophyta, Magnoliopsida, Asterales, Asteraceae. Bases 240 to 1325 code for a protein of 361 amino acids.